UUACGAGCGGGCAACAGGUGAUCGCGAGCGCUCCGCAACGAAAGUGAAAGAAAAACGCUCCAAAAAACGCGACUGGCACGGCGAGUCGAGCGUCUUGAGCAAUCUCCGGUGGUGCUGAUGCAGUGAGAGCGACAGGGAGGCAGCUAUAGUGUGCAAGCGGGAGAGAAUAUCGCCUACCCACAGCAUUUAAGUAGGACUUGUGCUUUAAUAUGUGAUGCCAAUACACAAUUCGGCAAACGAAAACGAAAAAACGUGUUUACACUUAAUUUGCUAAAUACGUGAAAAUAAAUAAAAAAUUAAGUGAUACAGAGAAAAGUAAAUAAUAUGCAGCCGCAGGCAACGGAAAUGGAAUCCAUUCGAGCGGUGAUCUUAGUCACCGUCGUAUGUUUGUUUUCCCAAACAGCUGCCCAGGGUCUUUAUUCCAUAAUAGCACCGAAUACAGUGCGUCCCAAUUCACAAUUCCAUGUGGCAGUGAGCUUGCAUAAUGCUCCAGAAUCGGCCCGAUUCAAGGUGGGAAUACUGGGCAGUACUUACACGGAUUUCAAGACAGUGGAGAUACGACCCUUUUCCACACAAUUAUUGCACUUUGAAAUUCCAGAUCUAAAACCUGAUAGAUAUCGGCUAACGGCCGAGGGUCAGGGCGGUGUUCAGUUCACAAACGAAACUCAAUUGCAUUUCGAGGCCAAACAGCACACGGUUCUGGUCCAAACGGACAAGAGUAUCUACAAGCCCGGCGACUUGGUUCAUUAUAGAGUUCUCGUCUUGGACUCUAAUUUAAAGCCAGCUCGUGCCUAUGGACGUGUCCAUGUGGAUAUCAAGGACUCGGGUGAUAACAUCAUAAGGAGCUACAAGGAUAUACGUUUGACAAACUCCAUUUAUUCCAACGAGCUUCGUUUGUCGGACUAUCCACGUUUUGGAACUUGGUCUAUUGUUGUGGAAGUUGCUGAACAAACUCAUUCGCAAACCUUUGAGAUUUUGGAUCAUAUUUUACCCAAAUUUGUGGUAGACAUCGAUACACCCAAGAAUGCCAUUUAUAAGGAUGGAAAAAUUACAGCCACGGUCAAGGCGCACUAUGCCUUUGGCCAGCCAAUCGUGGGCGAGGCUACCCUCUCCAUAUACCCUACGUUCUUUGGUUCCCUCCAGCCCUUCGUUAAUGAUCUCAUAACCCGAAAAGUAGUUCCCAUAGAUGGAAAUGCCUACUUUGAAUUCGAUAUUGAAAACGAACUGCAUCUCAAGCAGGAUUAUGAACGACAGUAUCUUCUAGAUGCUUUGGUGGAGGAGAAGUCCACGGGCUCUGUGCAAAAUUAUUCAACAGUUUUGACUCUUCAUCUUAAUCAUUAUCGUGUGGAAACCGUCAAAGUGCCCAGUUACUAUAUUCCUGGAGUGCCCUUUGAAGCUACUGCUCGCAUAGCCCGUAAUGAUGGCCAACCUCUAAGGGACUUUAACCCACAAAUCACUGCCUAUUUGACGAAUGUUUAUGGCAGCAGUGAAAUGUAUAAUCGUACUACCUAUAGUUUGGAUGCCAGUGGUGAAAUAAAAAUGAAAUUCACAGUGCCUCUGGGUGAUCGUGAUGAGUUUCAUUCUAUAAUUGUCGACUAUCUGGGAGUGAUCAGUGAGGUUGGAAAAGUUCCAAGAAAACAUUUGCACAGCAAGAGCUAUGUAACAGCCAAGAUAUUAAACGAUAAGCCUACUGUUAAUCAGGAAAUAUCCGUGGUGGUUCGUUCUUAUGAACCUAUUAAGUACUUUAUGUACCAAGUUGUGGGGCGAGGUGAUAUAAUUCUGUCGCGUAAUGUGGAUGUAUCCCCGGGCACCUUCCAUACCAUCAAAUUCCUGGCCUCCUUUGCCAUGAUGCCUCGGGCCAAACUUCUUGUUUAUACUGUAAUAAAUGGAGAAUUUGUUUAUGACGAACAAGUCAUACAGUUUGAAGAGAAUUUACUAAAUGCGGUUCAAAUCGAGGCUCCCAUACGUGCUCCUCCUGGCCAAGAUAUAGACAUUGGCAUCAGCACUAAGCCCUAUUCCUAUGUGGGACUCAUGUUGGUGGACCAGAAUGCGGCAGCCCUGAGAAGUGGCAAUGAUCUAACCCACAAACGUCUAAUGGAUGCUUUGAGAUCCUACGAACUUAGUGAUGUCAACACACCCAUGGGCUCUCCAGGGAAAGAGUCUGGUGUUAUAACCAUGUCCAAUACUGACUAUUUUAUUGAAAAAGAAGCCGAAAGUAAUCCGGUACAAGGACGUGAAGCAUCGACGGGCGCCGAGGAGGAUCGAUUGACAACAGUACGGAAAACCGAUAUUGGUCCGGCCCAUAAAAUCGAGGUUAAUACCCUGCCACCCGGCAAGGGGCGUUAUGCCUUCUCGUACACCCCCAAACCCUUCUGGCACAAUCCCCGGGUCCAUGUAAUGCGAAAUCCGGCGGAUACAUGGCUCUUCCUGAACAUAUCCGCCAGCAGUGAUGGCCGGAAUUCAAUUCAUCGUAGAAUUCCCAGUGAUAUGACUUCCUGGGUGGUUUCCGGUUUCGCCCUGGAUCCUGUCAAUGGAUUGGGGUUAUCGUCGCCAAAUGGAAGAUUGGAGGCCUACAAGGAGUUCUACAUUACCACAGAACUGCCCUAUUCUAUUCGCAGAGAUGAACUAAUUGCCCUGCCAUUCGUGGUUCACAACAACAGGGAUAGUGACCUGAAUGUGGAGGUCACCUUCUACAAUUCAGCUUUGGAUUUUGAUUUUCCGCAACUGGAUCCCAAGGACACAAACAAGCCAAAGAUUGAACUCUAUAGAAAACGAUCUCUGCAAGUGCCAGGUCGAUCUGCCCGUUCUGUGUCCUUUAUUGUGACACCCAAGAGGGUGGGUUCCCUUCCAGUCAAGGCCAUGGCAGCCUCUUCCCAGGCCGGCGAUACGGUGGAGCAGAACUUGCUGGUGGAACACCCGGGCGCAACAGAGAGGAUCAAUCGAGGUUUCCUCUUCGAACUCAACUCGAAUGCCCAGAAUAGGAGAAAUGUAACCAUCCAGGUUCCUCGGAAUGCCAUUCCCGAAUCCACCAGCAUCGAAGUCUCUGCUGUGGGAGAUCUAAUUGGAAGUAUUGUUGGAAAUCUGGAGAACCUGAUCCUUCUGCCUUCUGGAUGUGGAGAACAGACCAUGGUGAAAUUUGUGCCCAAUCUUAUGGUGCUGCGGUACUUCGGGCGCCUUCGCCAACUUACUCCCGAAAUUGAAUUAGAGGCCUCCAAUAAUCUGGCCUUGGGCUACCAAAGACUGCUCUACUAUCGCCAUGAAAAUGGUGCCUUUAGUGCCUUUGGCUUGGAUGCUAAAAGGAGUUCCACUUGGCUAACUGCCUAUGUGGCCAGAUCCCUACGUCAGGCUGCUCCUUUCAUCCAGGUAGACAGUAAUGUCCUUCAGACUGCUUUGACUUACCUGGCCAGUGUUCAGUCUUCGAAUGGUGGCUUUGAGGAGCACGGCGAUGUCUUUGAAAGAUUUGGCGAUGAUGGCAUCAGUCUCACUGGCUUUGUUACUCUGGCUCUGAUGGAGAAUGUGGACCUCUACCCUGAGUAUCGUAAUAGCAUUAACAAGGCUUUAGAUUUCAUAACCCGAGGACUGGAUGGCUCCAACAAUCUGCAUGCCAUGGCUUUGGGAACUUAUGUCCUUUCGCGAGCCAAUCACAAUGCCAAGGCGGCAUUCCUGCAGAGAUUAGAUUCUAUGGCAAUAAAUGGAGAUGGCCACAAAUGGUGGAACAAAACAGCUCCUGCUGGGGAACAGCAAUCGCCCUGGUACAAUGCCACUCGAAGUGUAAACAUUGAAAUUUCUGCCUAUGCCGCCUUGGCUCUUUUGGAGAAUAAUCUUGUAGGCGAUGCCCUGCCUGUUCUUAACUGGUUAAUGGAUCAAAGGAAUUCCAGAGGAGGCUUUGUGGCCUCCCAGGACACGGUAGUGGGCCUGCAGGCUCUUCUCUCUUUUGCCGAACGUUUCUCGAGUCAAGAAAAUAAUGUCCAAGUGGGUUUCCAUUAUGGAGAAGGCGCCGAAACCAUUAUCAAUGUAAAUGCUCAAAACUCCCUGGCACUGCAAACUGUAGAGUUGCCCAACAACCUGAAAAACCUGAGCAUUUCGGCCACCGGACGGGGUAUGGCCUUGGCCCAAGUCAGCUACAAAUACAAUACCAAUGUCACUAGUGCCUGGCCUCGAUUUGUUCUGGACCCCACCGUCAAUAGGAACUCCCAUGCGGACUAUCUUCACCUUUCGGCCUGUGCCAGUUUUGUAUCCGUGGCCGGUGAGGCGGAGCAGCGCUCCAAUAUGGCUGUAAUGGAGGUACAGCUGCCCAGUGGCUUUGUGGUGGACAGGGAUACACUGCCCACCCUGGAGUCCAGUGAUCGUAUCAAGAAGGUGGAGACCCAGAAUCGCAACACCAAGGUUGUCAUUUAUUUCGAUUACCUGGACAGGAGGGAGGUGUGCCCCACCCUGCACGCCUACAAGACGGUGAAGGUCACCAAACAUCGCCCAGUGGCAGUAGUUAUGUAUGACUACUACGAUAAUGCUCGUCGAGCUAGACAAUUCUAUAGGGCACCCAAGUCGAAUAUCUGCGAUAUUUGCGAACACGCCAACUGCGGAGACCUUUGCGAAAAAGCCCUAAAACGGGAAUCUGGUCGACCCGACGACUACGUUGCGAUAGCAGGUCGUAGUUCAGGUCGCGACCUUAAGGCUCUUCCAGUCCAAGUGAUUGGUUUGUUGGUUCUGAUGGUUCUUUUGAAAACUGUGCGCUGCUAGAAAUAUGUGUGAAUUAGCCCAGUGGUUAACAGCAAUAUGGAAAUCGAAGCUUUAACAAAAACCCACUCACAUAGUCCAUAAGUUAGUCUAAUGAAUGCCGUGAACUAAAACCUGAAAGCAAAGUACAUUUAAAGAUGCUAAAAUGUUGCCAAUAAAAUGUUAUAACGUUUACUAAAAACUUAA
Molecule: messenger RNA, 4923 nt
Organism: Drosophila bipectinata
Lineage: Eukaryota; Metazoa; Arthropoda; Insecta; Diptera; Drosophilidae
Gene: Tep3
Product: Thioester-containing protein 3
Cellular component (GO): extracellular region
Molecular function (GO): endopeptidase inhibitor activity
Source: RefSeq, a predicted model, not a curated record